AGGCAAGGGGGUAUGUCAGGUUUAUUCUUUAAAAGUUCUAGCUUGUGAAAUGGCAAUGAGUUUACUCCGCAACAAGAUGAGAACAUUUGUGGUUGGUGUUGGGGUUACAAAGUUUGAAAAGCCAUUGACUAAAGCAUGGGAUUAUCCAGAUAUGGGCAAGGAAGCAGGUGAAGAAGCUUUGAAGGAUGCAGGACUGCCAUACAGUAAUGUUAAAGCUGUGGUUGCCAGUUACUGUUACGGAGAACCAACCAGUGGUCAGCGAGCUGUGUACAACCUCGGACUCAGUGGUGUCCCAAUCUUCAAUGUCAAUAACAACUGUUCCUCAGGAUCCAGUGCUCUGAUGUUGGCAAGGCGUAUGGUCCAGAGUGGAAUGGAGGACUGCGUCAUGGCUCUUGGUUUUGAAAAGAUGGAAAGAGGUCUAUCAGAAAAGUACACUGACCGGACAUCACCAGUCAAGCGUCAUAUGGAUCACAUGGUGGAAAUUGGGGCUGAGCCAGGUCUUAUACAGCCACGUCUGAAUCAGAUGACAUCAGACGUCGUUAAAUUGUAUGCAUAUGCUGCUCGAGAAUACCUGCAGAAAUAUCCUUAUGCCACUUUAGAUGAUAUGGUGGAAAUAUCUUACAAGAACCACAAACAGAGUUUGAACAACCCCAAGGCAGCACUACAGAGAGUUAUUCCACGCGAGGACAUUAAAACAAAGAUACCUCUCUGUGAUCCAAUCACUUUUUGGAUGUCGGCUCCGACUGCUGAUGGUGGUGCAGCAGCCAUUGUGUGUAAUGAGGAUUUUGUGGUGGCAAAUAACCUCCAGCACCAUGCUGUGGAAAUCAUUGCACAACAUAUGGUCACUGACAUGAAGUCAUCUUUUGGUCAGAGUUUCCAAGAUCUCUCUGGUUAUGGUAUGGCCAAGGAGGCUGCUAGACGCUGCUAUCAGGACUCUGGGUUGACUCCGGAGGAUGUGGAUGUGCUCGAGGUCCAUGAUUGCUUCUCGUGUAACGAGCUCUUCAUGUAUGAAGCUCUUCAGUUAUCAAAGGAGGGAAGAGGCGUAGACCUGAUUCGUGAUGGAAAAUGGGUUAAGAACAAAAAUGGAGGAGAAAUCUGCAAACUUGCUGGAAAAUGGGUUGUAAACCCUUCAGGAGGACUUGAGUCAAAAGGUCAUCCCAUAGGAGCAACAGGUCUGGCACAGUGUGCAGAGUUAGUGUCACAAUUGCGUGGGACAGCCAAGCUCAAACAAGUUGACGGAGCGAAAGUCGCACUCCAGCAUAACUUCGGCAUUGGUGGUGCUGCUGUUGUUACUAUGUACCAACGACCUGGACAGCUGCAGAAGCAGUCAAAGUUAUAGUUGACCUUAGUUCUGAAAGUUGAUGACCAAAUAAUCUGUUUUUGUAAAAGUAUAGCCAGUAAAUUGAUUAAAGACAUAACAAACUCAGACUGGGAUUGAAAGUAUGGUAAAUCUUUGGUGAAGGGUAGAGUGAAAUAAAGCUAAUGCCAGUAUGUUUAGUGUUUCAAAGAAAUGGUCAGCCUUCAUAUGCUGCUGUGAAGCACAUUUCUGUCAGUAUUCUCCUUCAAAGCUGACAUAGUAACCAAAUGACCAAAUGUAAGAGGUAUUACAAAUGAAAUCAUUCAUUAUAUACUUGUAGUCAUGUAUUUUUUUUUUUUUUGGUAUUGAAAGGAAGAGAUCAAAAUUUUGUCAUCUGAUUACCAAGACUUAUGGCAGUAUUGACCUCCAUCAUAUCAGAUGACCAAAAAAAAAAAAAAAAAACCUAAUAUAAGGUAGUGACAAAAGAAUUAUCAAUUAUAAUGUUUUACCUGAUUUGCUACAUAAUUUAUAUGUAAUUAACAUCUACACAACUUUAUAUGUCUUUGCCUUAUCAAUUUUCUUGGCCCUCUGGCCUUCUUAUAAAAUCCUAGUGAUAUGUUUACUGGGUACUGUUGGCCAUAUAUUUGACCUCAUUAGAUUAUUGAAAAAGUGUGAAGUGUGAAUUUUUUGAAAACCUUUUUGACUUUUUCUAUAACAACUUUUAUCUGUUCAUCUUUUUGUGGACAUAUGAAUUUUUGUACAUAGAGUACUGAUGAAUUCAACAAAAAUAAAUCCCCCAUAGAAUUGAUUAUUUUACAGUAAAUUCAGAAUAUGUUAUUAAUUACCUCUACUACAUCUACAUUUGUUACCUCAACUCAUUUAUCAUAUUAAUGAAGACAAUUUUACUCCUCAUAAUAAAUCAGUAUUAAUUAUUUUCCAUUUUCCCGGUGUUUCACGUAUUUUGAAAAGAAUUAAAAUCAUGCUGUUGGUGCAUACAAAUAUUUAUCAUGAGGACUAAAUAAUUAUUUCUUAACACAAUCAUAUAGACAUGUCUACAUGGUCCUGUAAAAGCCAAAAUGAUCAAUAUAUAUCUGUUGUGGCUAGCUAUAGGUCCUAUUAAAAGACAUUAAUGAGGUUUCAAUUGAAAAUUAAAAAGCAAAGAAUCAUUUGGAGACCAUUAUUUGGGGAACUUUACCUAUAUGUAUUUCAAAAAUAGUCGUUGAUUUGUUCAAAAUGUAUACUAUACAGUGAUCUGUUUAUUUUCUUCAAAUACCAAAAGUUCUCCAAUAAUAUAUCUAAUAUACAGUUAUCCUUAAAGAAUAAAAAAUGUUAAACCUGACUAUGAGGAUACCAGGUAAUCAAAAUGUGGCACCAAAUAUCUAUUGUUUUAAUCAGUGAUAAGUGCUCCAGGUUGAACAGUUCAGAGAUAUAUAUGUCAGAGCUUGAUAGACCUUAUAAAGGUUAAUAGAAGGGCUGAUGUGUAGACCUUUUUAUUGUAGUACUAAAUGUAAUGACUGUAUACAAGAUCUUCUGGAUAGCAGACAUUGAUAUUGUAGAUCAAGAUCAAGAACUAGUGUUUUCAGGCUUUUUUAAUGAAGUACUGAUAAAUCAUGUUACCAAUUUUGAUCCCACAGUAUUGUUACAAGGAAAGAUCAAACGAGUACUAGAAUAAAUAUCAUUGGAUAUUUUGAUUGUUUUAAUGCCACACCAAUAAUUUAUUUGAAAUCUGAGGUAAAAACAUUAUCAUGUAUUUUUGCUUGGUUUAACCAUUUGAAAGCUCAUUUGAUGUGAAUCUAUCAGUAAUUUUUGUAGGAUUUUUUCUGGUAAGUCCAGAGCACUGUUUCAAAAGUUUUGAUGAGACCAGUUACAAAGCAGGUUCCAAAAAUUUGAUUCCCACAGGAAAAGUAGGAGUCCAGGAUGCAAAUAUUUGUAUCCCAAAAAUUACUGAUCUAUUAUGAUCCAAAUUGAUUUGAAUAUAUUGGAAACUGUGAUGUGGAUUUUUAUUGAUCCAGUUCUGUAAUGCUGUAGACUUUGUAUAUGUCUACAAUAAUUUGUCCAUGCAGAACCACAUGGAUUUGGCAGGAAAGGCACUAUAAUACAUAUGUGAACUGUGGGUCAAGAAUUUGUGCCAAAUCCCUGUGUCAAGUAGUUGAGAGUAUUCAUUUCAUUCAUGAUUGAAUUCUAUAAAGUGUGUGGUAAUAUUUUGUUAUUUUAUAUGAUUAUGGCGAUGUACGACAAUAAACUGAAAUCACUACUUC
Molecule: messenger RNA, 3555 nt
Organism: Ylistrum balloti
Lineage: Eukaryota; Metazoa; Mollusca; Bivalvia; Pectinida; Pectinidae
Product: sterol carrier protein 2-like
Exons: 5
Coding region: 50-1339 (429 amino acids)
Molecular function (GO): acyltransferase activity, transferring groups other than amino-acyl groups
Source: RefSeq, a predicted model, not a curated record